AAUGGUCAUAGUUAUUCAUUACUUGGGCUGUUCACUUCAUUGGGAGUAUUCAAGGAGAAAUACCCUCUCACGGCAAAUUUACCCUACGAAAAGAUUAAAAAAGUCAAAUUUACGGAAUUCGCAUCUUUGCCCUGGUCUUCCACGGUUUAUUUCGAAAUUUAUACUUGUCAAAAGAAUGAGGUGUUGAUACGAUUGGUAUUUAACUUUGAACCGAUGUUGAUCCCGGGUUGUGGAGGCGAAUAUUGCAAAUGGGACAGGUUUAAAGAGAUUAUCGGUGAUCAAAUUGGGUGCGAUCUUUCAAAGGAGUGCACUUUACCUUAA
Molecule: messenger RNA, 321 nt
Organism: Funneliformis mosseae
Lineage: Eukaryota; Fungi; Glomeromycota; Glomeromycetes; Glomerales; Glomeraceae
Source: the annotation of a GenBank genome assembly